AUGGAAUUAGUUAACUUUGAGCAAGUAAAACGCUUUAUUGAAGAAGGCACAAAACAAUGUCUUGAGAAACUUAAACAAGAUCCUUCAGACUAUGAGAGCCAUUCUGUACUUUCAACUAUACUUAAUGCAAAUUUAUCUGCACCUACAAAUUACUCAGAGAAAGAACAAGCUGAGUUAUUAAUUUGCUUAAAGUGUUCAAUUCUACCAUUAAACGAAGAAGAUGAAAAGAUCAAACUUUUAAAACAAAUUUCUUGGGAUGUGUUUACUUUGAUGAUACCUUUUCUUUCAUUAUCAGAUUCAGUCUCAAGUAUUACACAAGAAAUUGUUCAAAGCAUCGCACAACACAACAAUGCACGAGAGACACAUAUGAUGAUUAUGGAAAGGUUUAGUUGGCUUGAAUGGAAGAGUCAACAUUGCUCUACAAUGGAAUUUAGCUGUUUAAUUAAAGUUCUAAGAACAGGUUACGUGGUUCCUAUAUUCGUAUCAAUAAUGAACCAAGUAGUAUUUACAAUAUUACAUUUACUGAUGAUAUUUUUAGUUCUCAAUCGAUUGGAUAGAAGAAUUUUGAUCAAAUUUCUACCAGAAACGGUUCAAGCUGUUAUUCGCGUUUGGUCGGCGCUGGAUGAACUUGAUAAUAUACAUAGUGAUAUUGUUACUGAUAGUUUAAUCCAAUUCGUUGAAAUCAUAGCAGAACUGAUGGAAGUUGAAAAAAAGGAACUUAAACUUGAUUUUACACGAAAUAAUCAAGAAUAUUAUUUAUCGAAUUAUUUGAUUAUCACUUCAUUUGAGAAAUUUAUUCGAUCCACUCAUAUUCCUUUGUCUCCCGCAUAUUUUGAGAUAUACCACCCCAAAUUUCACGUUUUAUGGGAACGUAAACAGAGUACAGGUAUCCGAACUAUUGAUAAAACAAGACUUAUGAGAUUAGUAGUAAGUAGAUUUAAAGGAUUUAAUAAUAUUUAUACCCAAAAUAACCAACUAUUCUUUUAUCAGCAAGCUUCUAUAAAAGCCCAUAUCUCUAUAGAUCAACUUGUAAAUUAUAUUAAUAAUUCAAUUAAGGAGCCAACUGUUAGCGAACAAAAAGACAGCACAUUUUCUACUAAAGAUUUUCCUAUUUCAUCAAGCGGCAUUUUAGUGUAUGUGGCAGGUGUUAUAUAUUAUCAAUUUAUGCACCAAGACGACUCCUUCGUAGAAAAAUCUGUAAUUCCUUUGUCUCCUGAAUGGUUGUUCAAAAAUAUUGUUUCUAUUGCUUCAAAAUAUCUAUCAAGCGAUCCUAAUGAACUUGAAAUGUCGGAUAAGACUUUACUUGUGUUAUUAUAUUUGACUGAGAGAAAUGAAGAAAGUACGGUUUCUUCAGACCAUCUGGAGGCUAAAUUGUCCAAAGAUGGAACAACUUUAACACAUUUAUAUCAAGUUAUCAGUGUAUUUGCAUCAACUUCACCAGAUGAAACUUUACGUUUCAUUUCCUUUAAAUUACUUUCGCGUUUAAUAACGUUAUGUAAAGAUGAUGCUAGGAUUUUCUUAUUACGUGAAUUGUUAACAAAUUGUCCAUUUGAGACCAUGAAAAGUGCUGCGAUUGGGAUUUCUGCCAUUUCUGUUUUUGCCAGCAGAUUCAUUAUUGAAACUUUCUUUCCACAUAUACUUCGAUUUGAAUCACCUUCAAUACUGGAAAAUGAAAAAGAAUUUACAGAAAA
This is a messenger RNA of Funneliformis geosporum, 1691 nucleotides long. NCBI's taxonomy places the organism in Eukaryota, Fungi, Glomeromycota, Glomeromycetes, Glomerales, Glomeraceae. The record is from the annotation of a GenBank genome assembly.